Suillus clintonianus is the source of this 614-nucleotide messenger RNA. RefSeq lists its product as uncharacterized. Lineage: Eukaryota; Fungi; Basidiomycota; Agaricomycetes; Boletales; Suillaceae. Bases 201 to 434 code for a protein of 77 amino acids. The transcript has a single exon. The record is from RefSeq and is a predicted model, not a curated record.
UUGAGUGGGAGGGCACGGCUGAGCGCGUGGCAAUCCACUGGCCUUAUAUCCUUCUAUUCGACUCCCGUUUCAUCGAAGUCAGACACGUAGCAACAGGUCUACUCGCACAGAUCAUUCCUGGAAACGAGAUACGCUGUAUUUGGGAUGGUCGUGGCACCUGUGCCCCUCCAUCGACUGGUUCGGAAAGUUUCCAGCAGAUCAUGAGCCUUGACCCCCGGAUACAUUGUGUCAUGGCCGCACCGGAGCCCGUUCAACACGGCGCCGUUGGGCGUCCUCGCUCAGUGGCUCAGCAUGUAUUUGAGCUGAUACCUACCAUGCCGCUCUAUCCGCCUGGCGCACCAGGGUCACCCAACAACUCGACGUACUUCCAGCAGCAGCAACCCGCUUCUCCACCCCAGUCUCCCCACCCCCUCCCGACGACAUCCCGGAGAUGAUUAUGUCACACACAUGCAUUCUUGAUGCUUGUGCACAUUUAUUUCUACAGAUGUACAUUCUUGUGGAUUUCUUCGUCCUUGUUUUAGGAACUUACAUAAUUUGUAUCAGUGCUCAUUCGCAGUCUUCUCUAGAGCGUCCUGUAAUCUGGUUUCUGGUAAUCGAUAUCGAUUUGAUGACCG